This is a messenger RNA of Erinaceus europaeus (western European hedgehog), 2952 nucleotides long. RefSeq names its product orthodenticle homeobox 1 (gene OTX1). Gene Ontology annotation, biological process: regulation of transcription by RNA polymerase II; multicellular organism development. The record is from RefSeq and is a predicted model, not a curated record. Gene Ontology annotation, cellular component: nucleus. The coding region runs from base 451 to 1521 and encodes 356 amino acids. Gene Ontology annotation, molecular function: RNA polymerase II cis-regulatory region sequence-specific DNA binding; DNA-binding transcription factor activity, RNA polymerase II-specific. The transcript has 5 exons. NCBI's taxonomy places the organism in Eukaryota, Metazoa, Chordata, Mammalia, Eulipotyphla, Erinaceidae.
GGGGGGGCGGGGGAGGGCGGGGGCGCGCGGAGGUAACCCCCGGCUCGUGCUGCCAUUGCCCGGCUCCCUGUCACUCAGCCCGCGCUGGGCCUGGGAUUGGCAGCCUGUCCCCGUUACGCACUCGCCUUGCGUUCACAUACCCGCGGAGGGCAGUAGAAAGGUGAUCAAUCUUCAUCAGGCUACAUUUCCAAUCACCUAAACAACCGAGCAAGACAAGCUACUCCGACAAGGUCGGCUGCCCCACGGCGUGCGCGGCGCUAGGUAGAUGGUGAGCGGCCCGGCAGCAGCGGGCAGGUAAGGAGAGAGCCGCCGACUGGCCGCCCGGGACGCUGCGAGCGCGCCAGGUCCCCAGAAACUACAGAGCUUGAAGGACUGAGCGGUGGGAGCCCCGCACUGCGCCUAGUCCCCGGCCCCCUGGAUCCUGCAGGGUGCCUCCAUCCAGCUGUUAGCAUGAUGUCUUACCUCAAACAACCCCCAUAUGGCAUGAAUGGGCUGGGCCUGGCGGGGCCCACUAUGGACCUCCUGCACCCCUCUGUGGGCUAUCCGGCCACCCCACGAAAGCAGCGGCGGGAGCGCACCACCUUCACACGCUCUCAGCUGGACGUACUUGAGGCGCUCUUCGCCAAGACUCGGUACCCUGACAUCUUCAUGCGGGAGGAAGUGGCUCUCAAAAUCAACCUACCAGAGUCCAGAGUCCAGGUGUGGUUCAAGAACCGCCGAGCGAAAUGCCGCCAGCAGCAGCAGAGCGGCAAUGGGACCAAGAGCCGUCCAGCCAAGAAGAAGUCGUCCCCGGUGCGGGAGAGUUCAGGCUCGGAAAGCAGCGGCCAAUUCACGCCACCCGCUGUGUCCAGCUCCGCCUCAUCCUCCAGCUCGGCCUCCAGCGCCUCUGCCAACCCAGCGGCCGCAGCAGCGGCCAGUCUGGGUGCGAACCCGGCGGUAGCUGUGCCGUCGUCGUUGAGCACUCCCGCUGCCUCGUCCAUCUGGAGUCCGGCCUCCAUCUCACCCGGCUCGGCACCCGCGUCGGUGUCAGUGCCCGAGCCCUUGGCUGCGCCUAGCAACGCGUCCUGCAUGCAGCGCUCGGUGGCCGCAGGCGCCGCCUCCGCUGCAGCCUCGUACCCUAUGUCCUAUGGCCAGGGUGGCAGCUACGGCCAGGGCUACCCUGCCCCUUCCUCUUCCUACUUUGGCGGUGUAGACUGCAGCUCCUAUCUAACGCCCAUGCACUCGCACCACCACCCGCACCAGCUCAGCCCCAUGGCACCCUCCUCCAUGGCGGGCCAUCACCACCACCACCCACAUGCGCAUCACCCGUUGAGCCAGUCCUCCAGCCACCACCACCACCACCACCACCACCACCACCACCAGGGCUACGGCGGCUCUGGGCUUGCCUUCAACUCGGCCGACUGCUUGGAUUACAAGGAGCCUGGCGCCGCGGCUGCUUCCUCUGCUUGGAAACUCAACUUCAACUCGCCCGACUGUCUGGACUAUAAGGAUCAAGCCUCAUGGCGAUUCCAGGUCUUGUGAGCCCAGGAGUGAGCGAAGAGGAGAAGAAACGCAACUACCUGCGCCCUCUGUGGUCCCCGUCCUGUUGCUGCUGCUGCACCACCCGCCUUUGUCUCUCGCCUUCUCCAGACCUGAAUUUUCAUAUCUCCCUAGAGAUGCCCAUUGCCAACACUGCCGCCCUCAUCUCUGUGCCACUUGCUUGGGGGUUGUGUAAACCCACUCGCCUGCCCUUUCCGUGAGGGGACCGGUGCUUUGACUUGGCCCACAAAUUCUUUAUGGGAAAGCUGUGUGUUGCCCAACUUAAACUCCUAGGUCACCCUCUUUCAACUUUUCUGGAUAGUUAUUAUGCACUUGCAGCCUUCGGAGACGCUUCACUCUGAAUUGCUGUUUGAGCCCUACACUUUAAUUUAUUCUUGCUGGACACUGGAGUCACUAACUGGCAUGUAUCUGCCCACUGGAGUGCACCCCACACUCUACCACUAAGUGUUUCUCGCUGGCAGACGGCCGGCUCUUCAGCUGCCCUUGGCCGGAUCCUUGCCUGCAGGCCAGAGCUUCUCGGCGGUUCCUCCUCCCCAGUCGGGUGCACUGGGGCAGGGCGUGCGGAUGAGCGGGCCCCUUUGCCUCUCCUGCACAACCCCGCCCCCGCGUAGAAAUGGCCCAAGCUUCCGCCUCUGCGGGAAUGCUGUACAUAGUCGGGUCCGUUCCAGGGACCACUUAAACUUUUUAGUUGCUGUUGGUUGAACUGAACAUAUUUGGUUUUAGCACCCAGGAAAUAGAACUUUAAGAUAUAUACAGCAUAUAUAAAAAUAUAUACACAUAUAUAUAAAACAAAAGCAAAAAAUAUUUUCCCUCUCCCCCCCUUCCUCCAACGAGGGCGCUUUCACUAUUUUCAGAUGUUGCAAAAGUGUCCUGCCUUCUUCCACACCUUCUUCCUCUGUGUAUUUAUUAAAGAGAACCACUUGGUUCCAGGAAAUUGGGCACGGAGCUUUGGGGAGGGUCCCAGGGUGUGGAGGAAACAGUCAAGUCAGGGUCCAGGAGAGGGGGCUAGGCUGGGUGGCGGGUGCGGGACUGAGUCCUUCACCAGGCUUCAGCACAGGGUCGAAGUUCUGACUUAAAGACCAAAAGUAAAUAAACAAGAAAAAAAAAAAAACAGCGUUAUUGGAAAGCAAAUAAACCCAGCCCCCCUGCUCCAAUUCCUCUGUCGGCUUCUCUGUUUAACAACCCUGUUUUGUCUAGUGAGUUUUUAGUGCACCUUCAUUCAAAUCUGUGGAGAACCCACACUUGUGUAUCAAUUUUGGCUUUGGCCGUUUUGUCCAGUAGGUGGGAAAGUAAUUUGUAAAUUUGAUUUGUCCGAUGUGAAGAUCACAAAUUACUCGUUGAAAUGUAAGGCAGUUCCUCUCCCCCACUCUUUAUCUGCAUUAUUUCCCGAAAAUAAAUUCAAAUUAAUGAAUG